Bicyclus anynana (squinting bush brown) is the source of this 2274-nucleotide messenger RNA. RefSeq lists its product as uncharacterized. Bases 413 to 2005 code for a protein of 530 amino acids. The transcript is spliced from 4 exons. Lineage: Eukaryota; Metazoa; Arthropoda; Insecta; Lepidoptera; Nymphalidae. The record is from RefSeq and is a predicted model, not a curated record.
UUUCUCACUACAGAGUACAAAGUACUUUUUCUAAUUUCUAUAUUUACCCACACUGAAUACAUCUUUACUCUGAUUUUAAUUUUGCUUUCUUUGAUUUUAGACGCGCGUGAGAAGAGUAUUUAUGUCUCAGUGGCCCAAUAUAUCAGUUUUGGUUCCUUUGAUCUUACUCGGUUACUUGGAUAAUUUACUCGUGGUUUCUUUGAUUUUGGACGCGCGUGCAAAAAGUAUUUAUUGAGUAGCGCGCGCGUUUGCGUUCAGAUUUGUAAAGUUUGUAUUUUGUAUUGUAACAACUUGCCUCACGACUCGACUAUACCUACGGAUUGGUUGGAUAUUCGGCUUCUGCCUACUGACUCUGAACCGCGGCCGCCUUUAUAUUCAGACACUGAUUUUCUAGUGAUUUGGACUUGUUAAAAUGCGUUGUGUGAACUGCGAAUUUCGUAUUUCCCGAUUACAGCGACACCGCUUGUCUGACCAAAGUGAACAGAUACUUGAAAGAGUGCGCGGAUGGGUUUACCCACGAGCCAUAACUGAAGAAAAUUAUCUUUGUAACUCAUGUUGGGUGUUGAUAAAUCAGAAUCAUAAUGAAAAACCUGGAAAUCUGACCCAACAACAACUUGGGCAUCGUAAUGUGUGUACUGGUUGUGGAAAAUCUAUUUUGAGAAAAAGAAGUAGAUUGAUUUUCAGACAAGGAAUGUCUGAAAAAGAUUUCCAUACAGCAAACAUUAUUACCCAGUGGAUAAGACCUCGUCAGUUAACAUCUGUGGAUAAAAUAUGUAUUCCAUGUUAUUUACGAGCACAAAGAGAGAUUGAUAGGAACCACAGAAAUUCUGACUUACCUGCACCCUCUACAGGCCAGGGUGAAAAUAUAUCACCAAUUAAACAAGAAUUAGAAGAACUUGUAGAUGUUACAAGUCAGGGUAUACCUUCCCAAAUUCAGCAAUUAGAACCUGUAAAGGUUGAAGAGGAUGGUCCUUCAACUGCUGAAGGUCCAUUACAAGACACUUAUUCUAGACUAAUUGUGAUGCCUACAUUAAGAAGAGAUGCUGAGACAACAAAUUGUGAUAUAACUGCACCCUCUACAAGCCAGGAUGAAAAUAUAUCAAUGAUUAAACAAGAAUUAGAAAAACUUGUAGAUGUUACAAGUCAGGGUAUACCUUCCCAAAUUCAGCAAUUAGAACCUGUAAAGGUUGAAGAGGAUGGUCCUUCAACUGCUGUGGAUCCAUUACAAGACACUUAUUCUAGACUAAUUGUGAUGCCUACAUUAAGAAGAGAUGCUGAGGCAACAAAUUGUGAUGUAACUGCACCCUCUACAAGCCAGGAUGAAAAUACAUCAAUGAUUAAACAAGAAUUUGAAGAACCUGUAGCCGUUACAAGUCAGGAUAUACCUUCCCAAAUUCAGCAAUUAGAACCUGUAGAGAAUGAAGAGGAUGGUCCUUCAACUACUGCAGAUCCAGUACAAGACACUUCUGGACAUAUUGUGAUGCCUACAUUAAGAAGAGCUGCUGAGACAACAAGUCGUUGUUUGUUUUUAAAGUGCAAUAACAGUGAAAAGCGACGUAUACCUGAUAGUGUAAGAAAACAUGUUAUAAAAAAAUAUAAUUUUUAUAUACCAAAAAGUGCCCGAAUUUGCAAUUAUCACAUGAACACACAUUUAUAUUAUAAAUUGUAUGCGGCCGAAAAUACUAUAAUGACGUUUUCUGCUGCCCAAAUAGAAGAAAUGGUAUUUUUGCUAGCAGAUGAUACACAACUAGAUUUUCAAAACCCAUUAAAUAUAGAUGAUCAUCUUUUUAAAUAUUGGUUUGGUCGUACAAAAGAAGAAUUCAAGCAAAUACUUAUUGAUAAACCAAGGUUGCAGAGUAUUAAAUUAAAAAGUGGAUUAGCUGCACUUUUAUGUAAAAUGCGGACUGGAGAUAGUAACGAAAGAAUCUCAGCACUAUUUCAAAUACCAAGAAGAACAUUAGAGGGAUAUAUGAAACAGGCACGUGAAAUCCUUAACCAGGACUAAGUGCCAAAACAUUUAGGAUGGGCACACAAAUCUAGACGAGAAUUUAUUGCUAUGCAUUCUUAUUUGCUGAAUAUCUUUUGGGAACCAAAUAUCGCAAACACUUGAUGUGUAUCAACCACGUGAGCAGGCAAGGUUUAGAAAAUCUUUUCUACAAUAUAUCACAGUCAAGUAGUUACACAAUUAUUUAAAAUAGUGAAGGCAUGGAGCUCUACAUAUGUUUCAUAGAUUACACAAAAGCGUUCAAGUCCAUACACCACAAAAUUAUAUGA